This is a messenger RNA of Cucurbita pepo subsp. pepo (vegetable marrow), 992 nucleotides long. RefSeq lists its product as uncharacterized. NCBI's taxonomy places the organism in Eukaryota, Viridiplantae, Streptophyta, Magnoliopsida, Cucurbitales, Cucurbitaceae. The record is from RefSeq and is a predicted model, not a curated record.
AAAAGAAAAAGUGAAAGUAGGGGUAAAUCCGUCAAUUCAUGUUAUAUUUGGGCCCAACGGCCCAAUACCAGACCAACCCAACGUCUGGGAACCACCACAUGACCAACAUAAUGCCCAAUUCAACCACUCUGCUAUUCCAACGGUAACUUAUCACUGUCUUCUUCCUCCUCUCUCCCUUCCCUCUGCAUUUCUCCACACCAUUAAAGACAGAUUCGAGCUUUUCAGCUGAACCAGAGCUCAGAAGAAGAACAUCCCAAAUGAAUAUGCGGCCUUGGGAAGACGACGAGGAGAAGGAGAGACUGAUCAAAGUGGUGGAGUAUUUGGAGCCAUUGAUGUCCAAAGAGCUUCUCUGCAAAUUCCCAGACAACUCCGCCUUUGAUUUUGAUUACUCUCAGAGCACCAUUUGGUCCCCUUUGGUCCCUCGGCCUUACCAUUCCAUGGAUUUGGAUUUGAUUACCCCCAUCAAGCUUCCUUCCGAUUCGGAAAUGGCUGCGUCGUCGACGACGGUGGAGAAGAACAGCUUGAAGAAAGCUACCUCCAACCUCAAGAAGAAGCUUCUCUCCAAUGGCGUCAGUAUCCGUUUCGGGAUCUCGAAAAGCAACAGGAAGAUGAAGAAGAUGAAGAACAAGAAAAUGGCGGCUGAUUUCUCCCCCAAGCCUCUGCAAGCUGCUGCUUGCUACCCACAUAACAAAAAGGCAUGGAGCAAGCUGCUGAAAGCAGCCACCAAGCAUUUCAAGAAGAAGAAGAAGGAUCCUGCAUCUCAAAUGAAACUCUAUUUCUAAAGCAAUGAUUCAUAGAAUCAUCAUUUUACAGUGUUCUUAUUUCAUUUCCUCUGUUUUUUGAAGAACAGAAUAUGUGUAAUUAACUUUAUUCCAUAGAUUUGUUCCAUAGAUUCUCAUGAAAAAGCAGACCCAUAAACAAAGAGAUUCAUGGGAUCAGAUUAAGCCAACAUGAUAUCAAUCAAAUUCUGAAAUGAAAUGUAAGAGGAACCA